Messenger RNA from Paraglomus brasilianum, 465 nucleotides. The record is from the annotation of a GenBank genome assembly. NCBI's taxonomy places the organism in Eukaryota, Fungi, Glomeromycota, Glomeromycetes, Paraglomerales, Paraglomeraceae.
AUGUCACAGAUAAUCAACGUAGAAAGUGAACCGCGUCUUAUUUCGACAGCCUGCUUUAACUAUGUUGUUCAUCCAUCUAUACAAGGCGUUUAUGUUUACUUCAUGAAAAAAAGUGCUUUUUACUGGUGUAUGCAAAAUUAUAUCAUUUAUAUCAUUGAGACAGAGACACUCAAUUAUGACCAGGCUGUCGCACUGUUCGUUGAAAGCUUAAAACUGUUGAAUCGCAUCUUAUCUAUUCCUUCUCAAGUCAAGCUUUCUGCUUUAGAUACAUUUCAUGAUUGGAAUCGAUCAGUCGGUCUUUACAACACUGUUGAGUAUGUCUUAAGGCAAAGACGGAUGCCUUCCAAGCGUCACAGGUUUUACCACAUUCCCAAACUCCAUCUCAACCUCGAACUUAACGCAUUUGAUGGUAACGCCUCACAAGCGACCAUUGGAGUAAGAAGAUCUUCCGAUUUUGUCUUGUAA